Messenger RNA from Aspergillus vadensis CBS 113365, 421 nucleotides. RefSeq lists its product as uncharacterized. Lineage: Eukaryota; Fungi; Ascomycota; Eurotiomycetes; Eurotiales; Aspergillaceae. The coding region runs from base 86 to 325 and encodes 79 amino acids. The record is from RefSeq and is a predicted model, not a curated record. The transcript has a single exon.
UCUGGACCGGAUGUUAUUCAUGCUGUGCCAGCCAUUAGUCUAAGAUAGUCCCGCUAACAUUCCCCGCAGCAACGCGGCCCGGACAAUGGCCGAGUUCGGGUCUUGUCAGCGGCUGCAAAAGCCAGCACCAGAACACACACACACACACAUACACACGCAUACGCACACUCACAUACACGAAUCAGUGUGUGUCGGUAGUAGUACCGCACCUGUGUUUCGUGUCCUGUCGGCCGAUUGCCAGAUAUACACACAUUUACGAAUAUCUUCAAAUUUUGCCAAAGCUCAUAAAAUCCCUCAAACUUGUUGGCUUGUCACCCGACAUUGACUCGUAUUGCCCGGUGUGUGUGUUGAUCCCAUCCACCACGGAGUAUUCCUAGCAAGGGUGAAAUCGUACCCGGAAUACUCCGUGGUGCAGACGCAA